AUGUGCACAGGCGAGUGUUCCAGGAAGCGUUCUCGAAACGCCAGUGAUGGGGAAAACCGAUGGGAUAGGAUCCGCGCCAAGUUCAAGCUUUUGCUGCACAAGAUGCGGAGAGACACCCACUUCCUCCAGGUAUACCAGCAGGAUGGAUGGAAGAGCAGCGGCAGGGAGAAGCUGAAACCUACAGCCGAACUCGAGAAGGCGAGAGAGAGAAUUCGGGGGAUACAAGCGGAGCUGCGAGAAGUAACCCGGCGCCUCACCGAGAUGAACCCCGGUGGCCUGCGAUGGGGAGCGAUACAGGAAGACGGAGAGGGCAACAUCGAGGUCGACGAGAUCAUGUGUACCAAGUGCGGCCAAGGAGACUCGGAUGACCAUGACGACAUCUUGCUUUGUGACUACGCCGGGUGCUUCAGGGCCUACCACCAGAACUGUCUAUCGCCUCCCAUCAAGCCCGAAGUGUUUCCCGAGGAGGAAGAGGACUGGUUUUGCUGGCAGUGCGAGUGUCUCACGGAUUGCUUCGAGAUGCUUGAGAACGAGUUCCAGGGGGAAAAGUUCACAUCAUGGAAAGAUGUUUUCCCGGUGGUGGAAACGGGGGCGGAAGGCGGUGCAGCCGGUCAGCAAGACGUUCUGCCGACCGAUUCAGACGAAGACGACGAUGAGAGCUUCAAGGCAGAUUGGCUGAGCGACGCCGAGAGCGUGGGUUCCGAUGAGGUAUCCAAGCUCUACAGCGAAGCGGGAGACCUGGCUUGCUCUGGCGAAACGGACGACGGCGAUGUGGGAUCAACGGCAGCAGAGGAAGGGUCCUUGGGCGGAGGGAGGCGUAGCCGGGCACUUGCGAGACGGAGCAAACGAUAUGCGGCGCUCGGUUUGGGGGGCGACCACGUCGCUCAGAUGCAGCUUAAGAAGCGGGAUAUCACGGCAGCCCUAGCCGGGAACACUGUGGACACCGCCAACAUCAUCGAGAGUCGCACUCGACGAAGAAAAAGCGUGGACUACGUAAAGCUCAAUAAAACCGUGUUCGGAGACGAGUCGGUAGACGGAGACCACGUAUCCUCAGACGAACAGGACGAAUCAUCCGAAGCUUCUGAGGGUGAGGCGUCCGACGAAUCCAGCGGCGCGUCCAGAAAAAAAAAGAAACCGAAGGUCAAGAGCACCCCGUCGAUAGAUCCAGCCACCGGGCUGCCACGGAAACGAGGCCGGCCCAGAAAAAUAGAGGCAGGAACAUCAGGGGCGGCUGGGACGACUGCCGGAGCCGGAUUGUCCAGGCUAGGCCUCAUCGAUGGGACCUGGCACUCUUGCGACGGGCUGGGGCUGCAGUCCGAGGCUUCGUCGGCAAGGGCGCGCGCUACGAGCACACGGAAAUCGCACAAGAUGCCAUCCAUUGACCCAGCUACCGGACAGCCUCGAAAAAGAGGUCGGCCACGAAAGGUGGUGGAGAACGGUGCGGCAGAAGGAGGUGGCACCGGACCCCGCAAGAGAGGCCGCCCAAGAAAAUCCGAAAACGGCGCGAUGAAGCCCCACCUAGGUGCCCGGAGCGGCGUCGAAGCAACGGCACCGGGCGAUCCCUCUAAAACAGCGCCCAGCUUGUACUCUCCGCAGAAAGACUCCAAGAAAGAUGCUGGAAGCGUUUACCAGACGAAACAGGGCAAAGGGCGAGGGCGUCCUCGCAAGGAUGCCAUCGCAGUCCGAAAAGAGACGAGCGCGAAGGAGGUAGGUCUUGGCUUCCCCGCCCUUUCGUACGAAGACAUGGAAGAUGAUAAUACCGCCAAUGUAGCGGCCAUGGCGGCUGAAGUAGCGGCGAAGGCUGGACGAGCAUCCGCCGAGACGUGUGCAGCAAGUCCUGUCCAGCACGGCCCCGGAAACCCCUCCAAGGACUCAAACCCGUGCCCUGCAACCGGCGGGGGUAGCGGAGAUGUUUCUUUAGAAUGGAAUGGUCUCGCGUGA
This is a messenger RNA of Ectocarpus siliculosus, 1941 nucleotides long. The record is from the annotation of a GenBank genome assembly. Lineage: Eukaryota; Phaeophyceae; Ectocarpales; Ectocarpaceae.